Nycticebus coucang (slow loris) is the source of this 4290-nucleotide messenger RNA. It is a transcript of the gene WDR93, whose product is annotated as WD repeat domain 93. Gene Ontology annotation, biological process: electron transport chain. The transcript has 17 exons. The coding region runs from base 93 to 2147 and encodes 684 amino acids. Gene Ontology annotation, molecular function: protein binding. The record is from RefSeq and is a predicted model, not a curated record. Lineage: Eukaryota; Metazoa; Chordata; Mammalia; Primates; Lorisidae.
GCGCCCAGGCCCUGGGCUCUCGCUGAUCGACGGCAGGAGGAAAAGUGCGCGGUUUAAGAGUUUCAUAGAAGUUCCUGGUGCCACCUUCUGCAAUGUCAUCCCCUAAAGGAAGUCAGACUCCAAAGAAGAGGCUGUUGUCCCUUUAUACAGGAAAAGUAACCCCAGAGAUGCCACCCCCAACAGAAGACUGGCCUGUAGAUGAGGAGGAGUAUUAUGUCCUUGAGGAUAUAGGUCAGGAGCCGGACUCCCUGCCUCAGCCUUAUAGAAUGAUUAACAAGCUGGUGAACCUUCUGUUUGACCGGUCGUGGGAAAUUAUUGAAGAAAGGAACACAUCAAAGGAAACUGAGAGUCGUUGGAUCCAGCCCACCACCUACCCCCCAGUUCGAGAAAUCCAGCUCAACAAAAUAGCAAAUUGUAUGGCUGUUUCCCAAGACUAUCUGUUUAUUGGAGAAGCCAAAGGAUUCUCAAUUUAUAAUCUAUAUACUGCUAAACAAAUAUAUGUUUGGGAGAAACUUAAAGUUGAUGUCACUUCCAUCUUGGUCUCAGAUUUGGGGAGUGAAAUACUUACAGCUCUCAUAGAUGAAAUGGGUAUCAUUAGACUGCUUUAUUUUUAUAAGGAUGGUCUUUUCCUAAUCAAAGCCAUCAAUGAAGUGGAGGAUGCCAGCAAGCAAACCGCCUGUACAAAGAUGGAGAUCUCUCAAGGAGGGGACUUUGCAGCUUUCCUCCUGCAAGGAGCUGGAGAUGUUUGGCUGGAUGUGUAUAAAUUGCCCAAGGAGGCUUGGCUCAAGGAAUUGGAACACCCCCAACUCACCUUAAAUUCAAAGAAAAAAGGCAAACAACCGAACAUUCUCGAUCCUAUUGCUACAGAUAACUUAGAAAUGGAUGUAAUUUGUUUUAAAGGAGAUGUGAAGUUGAGUCCUCCAGUUUACAUAAUGAAGAUCAAACCACCUAAACCUAUUACUGGCACCACAUUUAAAAGUCCCCUGGAAGUCUUUGCAAAGAUAGAGGACUGCUAUGGGCUGGGCUCCGGGCAGAACCACUUCAUCAAGGAAAGUCAGUGGGAGCAGCAGGCAGAGAUCCUUGGGGCCUCCUGCAGGAAGCACCUGGAUGGCGCAUGGGAGGAGGAAUCCAUCAGCAUGGCCACCUUCCACUUCCUCCUUCCUAGCUGCAUCUUUGCAAUGCCAACAGAAGUCAAGAACCCCUCAGGAGUAGCCUGUGUCCUCAGCAUACACUGGAGUGGGAGUCACAAUUUUUUCCUGUAUUCACUGCAGCGAACUCUGAAGGAUAAAGCUGACCCCGAGGGCGUAUGGCCCUGUGCUGCACCCAUUGCAGUCUCUCAACUCAGCUGCUCCUCAUCUUACCUGGUGCUGGCCUGUGAGGACGGAGUGCUUACACUUUGGGACUUGGCUGAAGGAUUCCCUCUUGGGGUCAUUGCUCUUCCUGAAGGAUGUUUCUGCCAAAGUAUUCAUUUCCUAAAAUACUUCUUGGUCUACAAAGGACAGAAUAUGUAUCCUGAGGAUCUGGUUAAAUCCCAAAUGAAAUGUGUGGUGCUGUGCACAGACGCUUCCCUCCACCUGGUAGAAGCCAACGGGACCCAAGAACCCACCAUCAGCGUGCUUGUGGAGAGGCCUAUAAAGCACCCAGAGGAAGCCAUCUGUGCAGUGGCCCCAGUCCCAGCCCUACCUGGCAUGGUGCUGACCUUUUCUAAGAAUGGCUCUGUGUGCCUCAUGGAUGUGGCCAAGUCUGCAGUCAUCUGUGCCUUUGCUCCCCCCAGACCCUCCUAUCUGGAGGUCCCUUGGAAGCCGAUGUUUGUGGUAUCUUCACACCACCCAUGUUUCCUGCUCCGAGAUGACUGUCCUCAUGAAACUGGAUCCACCAAUGAUGCUGGAAUCCAAAAUUCUAUUUUCUAUUUUAAUUUUGAGGCUUACCCCCUCCUGGAAAAAAUCUCAAAAAAUUGUACCAUUCCUCAAAGGAACUUGAUGGAUAAUAUGGCCUUCCCCCAGGCAUUACCAUUGGAGACAAGAUGUGAGCGUUUCCUCCAGAAGAGCUUUCAGCAGCUGGAGAAGAACCAGGUGAAGGAGCAGGAUCACUGGAGCCGGCUUCGGAGGUACUCCUUGCUUCUCCAGAGGGAGAACUUCAAGAAGUGAGGCUGCCACCACCCUGGGGCUCUCUGAAAAGGUUUUAGCCAUUAGGCAGCUGCUCCCCCGGAUGCCCGGCAGCCAAGAGACACACAAAGGGCCACAGUUCAAGGGGCCCAGACUUGCAGUAUGGAACCUGUGCAGAGCCAGCAAGAGAGGACCUUCAACCCUUGCUUCACCCUUCCCCAAGGGAAGGACCUUGGGGAACCUUCAACCACUAAGUCACUUGUCAGCGCUCUCAGGUGGGUCUGUGUACCACCCAAAUAAAGUGACUCUGCUCCCUGACUCCCAAGUUGCUGUAGUGUGUAACCCAUUGUCUCCACGCAGCCCAGACCCCAGCAGGGCCCGCAGAGCCACUGUCCUCAAUCAAGCCAGAUGCCCAGCCCAACAGCAGCGUGACUGCUGUGCUCGCCACUCAUGCCUCCGUCUCUCUGCUGGGGUGGUGGGAUUGUAGCCUGAGGCCACAGCAAUGAGGCAGGGUUGGGGGUGCAGUGGCAGACAAGACUGGGUGGCUGCUGGCCUGAGAGCACCAGCAGAGGCUGGGAUGCCCAAGGCCAAGGAGAAGGCAGAGCAACCCCAGCAGCUCCAAGGACAUGUCUAUUCCCAAGGACAUCGUGUGACUCCUCUCAGAGGACUGGGGACUUAACUUCCCAGACUCCAGGGUGACAAGCUGCUCGGGAAGGCAGACUACAGGGUUUACAGCAGCUGCUGCUUUUGUUUCCCCACUUUCCUCCUCCCCUAGGCCACACACACUCCUCAUUGGACAAUACCUCCCUCAUGGCACUGAUACUAUCUGGACGUCUCUUGGGAUGAAGGGGUCCCUACUUCAGACACUCUGCCUGCUCCCCAUGCCACCGUGGGAAUGGGCAUACAGUGGCAUUCUUUUCCUCUAUGCAGCAGGCAUCGUGAAGCUCCUUUGAGAUUAAGGAGGAGAAUUUGACACGAGGAGCUUGGCCUUAUACACAAACAACAUCUGUACGUGGUUUGUGUAUUUUACUUUAAAGCAACGAUGUUAUCAUUGUCCCCAUUUUACAGGGAGGGUAGAUUGAAGCCCAGGCCAUGCAACUGAGAACUGCCUGCAUCAUGUCCUGACAGGCUUUUCAGCAGCAGCUGCCUACACCCAACUCAAACUACCUUUAGCAAAAAGAGGACUUGUUGGCUCAGACAACUUAGACAUCCAGGAGCAAUGCUGGCUCCCGCCCAGGUCUGCUUCCAUCUCCCAGUUCUAAUCCCCUUUCAGGCAGACCCUGUGCUGGAACAUAGUAACUGUCCUUCGUCAAUGGUCCCAGCAAAGCCUGGGCCUACUCCUCACUGGCCUGAGUGAUGUGGUCUUGUUCCUAAUGGUGUAGGGCUAUGCCUAUCCCUGGAAAGGGUGAGGGUCACACUCCCAACUGAGGAUAGAUGAGAGAAGAGCCAUCUGAGGGAAGGAGAGUGACAGACCGGGGAGGUAAGAAGCCGGGAGAGGUGCUGAGCAGGCACAGACAACAGAGGCCACACGCCAGCUCCCUCUGGACAGAGCCGGCAUGGAGAACCCAGCUCCACUUUUACAAAGUCACGUGCUGCCAGCACCAGGCCACCAUGUCAUUUCUUAAAGUGUGAGGAAGGAGCAAGGGGGAAGACAGGUACUGAGGCAUCGCAAGGAGAAAGGAGGCUCUGGCAGCAUCAGCAUGAGACUGGGGUUCCCAACUAGGAGGCUGGGCUUUCCAGGCUCUAGCCACCUGGGGCCAGUGCACCACCAGGCUGAGCAGGCCAUGCCAGUGGCCCCAAAAGAGGUCCUUGCCCCUUGGGUGCUAGAGCUCUUUGGAAACAUCAAGAAUCUUCUAUCUUGCCAGGUGCAGUGGCUCACACCUGUAAUCCUAGCACUCUGGGAGGCUGAGACAGGUGGAUUGCCCUGAGCUCACAGGCUGGAGACCAGCCUGAGCAAGGGUGAGACCCAUCUCUAAAAAUAGCCAGGCAUUGUGACAGGUGCCUAUAGUCCCAGCUACUUGAGAGGCUGAGGCAAGAGAAUCACUUGAGCCCAAGAGUCUGAGGGUGCUACGAGCUAUGACGCCACAGCACUCUACCAAGGAUGACAAAGUGAGACUCUGUCUCCAAAAAAAAAAAAAAAACUUCUGUCUUCUUGGGGGAAUGUUGGGACUAUGGCAAGGCAUCU